UCACUUCGUCUUCACUUCUGCUCCUCCCACUGCUUCACUGGCUUCGGCUUUUGAAGCAACGGCAACUUCCUCAUGAAGAGGCUAGUGGCUCUGCUUCUUCUGGCAUUAAGCAGUGCUCUGGAGAGUAACGGGGAUGAUGUUAAUGGUGGACCAUGCGAGCACAGAGCACUGGAUGCGAGGCCUCACAGUGUCUCAAUUUCAGAGUUUGGGGCAGUAGGAGAUGGGAAAACACUUAACACCGUUGCCUUCCAGAACGCAAUAUUCUAUCUCAAGUCCUUUGCUGAUAAGGGCGGCGCACAGUUAUAUGUCCCCUCAGGCACAUGGCUCACCGGAAGCUUCAACCUUACCAGCCACCUCACUCUCUUCCUUGCCGGUGGUGCCACUAUUGUUGGGUCCCAGGAUAUUGACCACUGGACUGUGGUGGAUCCGCUGCCUUCUUAUGGUGGAGGGACUGGGGCUGAGGGAAAGAGAUAUCGCAGCUUAAUUUACGGACAGAACUUAAGUGAUGUGGUUAUUACAGGUGACAAUGGAACUAUCGAUGGCCAGGGCGCUUUCUGGUGGGACAUGUUCAAUUCUCAUUCCUUGAAUUACAGCCGACCACAUCUCGUGGAAUUCAUAGGUUCUGAAGACAUCAUAAUCUCAAAUUUAACCUUUUUAAAUCCUCCAGCCUGGGACAUCCAUCCAGUGUAUUGCAGCAACGUUCGAAUUCACAAUAUUACAGCUCGUGCACCACUUGAUUCCCCAUACACCAGUGGCAUAGUUCCAGAUUCUUCAGACAAAGUUUGUGUUGAGAACAGCAAUAUUAGCAGUGGUCAUGAUGCGAUUGUGCUGAAGAGUGGCUGGGAUGAGUAUGGAAUCUCAUACGGCAAAGCCACCUCGAGGGUCCACAUCAGGAGUGUUAGGCUACAAUCUUCAUCAGGAGCUGGCCUGGCUUUUGGAAGCGAGAUGUCUGGAGGCAUAUCCGCCAUAAUUGCGGAGCACUUGCAAGUAUUCAAUUCCUAUGUUGGCAUCAAAGUGAAGACAACGAAGGGCAGGGGUGGCUAUGUCACAGACAUUUUCAUCUCAGACGCACAUCUGGAAAAUAUAUAUAUGGGACUCAGCAUCGAUGCCUACUGUGGUUCCCAUCCGAAUGAGGACUACGAUCCAAGUGCACUUCCCGUUGUUGGUGGCAUUACUUAUAAGGACGUGGUUGGUGCUAAUAUUACUGUUGCUGGCAAUUUCUCGGGAUUAGUUGAUUCGCCUUUCUCGUCAAUCUGUCUUUCCAAUGUCACUUUUUCAAUCAGUUCCGAGUCGUCGUCCCCUUCUUGGUUUUGCUCUAAUGUCAAAGGUUUCUCUCAAGAGGUACAUCCUCAGCCCUGUCCUGAUCUCCAGAGCUCCUCUUCUUCUUCUUGCUUUGCCUUCACAUAUCCAUCGACCUACGUCUCGAGCUUAUGAGGUGAUCGCAAUCACAGUGAUUCGUUUCAUUCAAUCUGUACAUGAGACCCAGAUUUUAUAUUCCGCUUCUUCAACACAAUUUUCCAAUAAAAGCAAAUUUUGAUGUAAAGAGGUUCUUUCUCUUCAACGAUUCAAUCAAAUUUCCAUUUUCUUGGGGUUAA
This is a messenger RNA of Neltuma alba, 1595 nucleotides long. RefSeq names its product probable polygalacturonase. NCBI's taxonomy places the organism in Eukaryota, Viridiplantae, Streptophyta, Magnoliopsida, Fabales, Fabaceae. Gene Ontology annotation, biological process: carbohydrate metabolic process. The transcript has 6 exons. Gene Ontology annotation, molecular function: polygalacturonase activity. The coding region runs from base 73 to 1434 and encodes 453 amino acids. The record is from RefSeq and is a predicted model, not a curated record.